Oryza brachyantha (malo sina) is the source of this 1368-nucleotide messenger RNA. Its product is annotated as indole-3-acetate O-methyltransferase 1. The record is from RefSeq and is a predicted model, not a curated record. Gene Ontology annotation, molecular function: S-adenosylmethionine-dependent methyltransferase activity. The coding region runs from base 153 to 1079 and encodes 308 amino acids. NCBI's taxonomy places the organism in Eukaryota, Viridiplantae, Streptophyta, Magnoliopsida, Poales, Poaceae. The transcript is spliced from 3 exons. Gene Ontology annotation, biological process: methylation.
GCGUCAGCCUCUCCGAGUUCUCUUCGUCAUAAUCAGCAUGACAAUGGCCAUGGCGUCAGUGAAGGGAGAGAACGUUGUUGUAUCUGCUGCAGCGGCAGCUCCCCGGAUGAAGAAGCUGGCGAGCAUGCUUUGCAUGAAGGGAGGGAGCGGUGAUGGCAGCUAUCUCAACAACUCCCAAGCUCAGCGGCCGCGACGUCCCCGAGUUCCAGGUCUUCUUCUCAGACCUCCCCAGCAACGACUUCAACACACUGUUCCAGCUGCUCCCGCCGCUCCUCGCGCCGGCGGCCGGCAGCCUCGAGGAGUGCCUGGUCGCAGGCGAAGGCUCGACGGCGACGACACGGCCGUACCUCGCGGCCGGUGUCCCGGGGACGUUCUACGGGCGCCUCUUCCCCGGCGGCUCCAUCAACGUGUUCACCUCCACCUUCUCCCUGCACUGGCUCUCGCAGGUGCCGGACGAGGUCAGUGACAGCACGUCGGCGGCGUACAACGGCGGGCGGGUGUUCGUCCACCGCGCCACGGAGGCCACCGCCGCCGCGUACAAGCGCCAGUUCCAGGCCGACCUCGCCCGCUUCCUGCAGUCGCGGGCGCGUGAGCUGAAGCGCGGCGGCGCCAUGUUCCUCGCCUGCCUCGGCCGGACCUCCGCCGACCCGGCCGACCAAGGCGGCGCCGGCCUCCUCUUCGGCACGCACUUCCAGGACCCGUGGGGCGAUCUCGUCCGGGAGGGCGUGGUGGAGAGGGAGAAGCGGGACAGCUUCAAUAUCCCGGUGUACGCGCCGAGCCUGCAGGAGUUCCGCGACAUGGUGCGCGCGCACGGCGCGUUCGCGAUCGACAGGCUCGAGCUGGUGAAGGGAGGGAGUCCGCUGGUCGUGGACCGGCCAGACGACGCGGCGGAGGUCGGCCGCGCCAUGGCGAACAGCUGCAAGGCCGUGGCCGGGGUGCUCGUGGACGCGCACAUCGGCGAGCGCCGCGGCGCGGUGCUGUUCGAGCGGCUGGAGCGGCGCGCGGCGAGGCACGCGAGGGAGCUCGUGGAGAAGGUGCACUUCUUCCACGUGGUUUGCUCGCUCUCCUUGGCGCCGUAAUUAACCGCAUCGCAAGCUUUGCUUACCAUAUUGGUAGUUAAGUUCGCUGAGCCCGUUUUGAGUGGUUACGCACGAAUUUGCUGUUACUUUUCUUUCUUUUCCUAAGUCUCGAUGAGAUGAGUUCUACGUUUGUACUGCACGUGAGCACGUCCACGUGUUAACAGUGAUUUGUACCAGUGAGCAUGCAUAUUUGUAACAUAUUGCUUGAUACCAUGGCUAAGACCAUCCCAACAGAUCAGUUAUUUCUUUUUUUUUAAAAAAAAAUAGAAGAUGGAAAGUAAAAGUUAAG